Messenger RNA from Neoarthrinium moseri, 333 nucleotides. RefSeq lists its product as uncharacterized. The transcript has a single exon. Lineage: Eukaryota; Fungi; Ascomycota; Sordariomycetes; Amphisphaeriales; Apiosporaceae. The coding region runs from base 1 to 333 and encodes 110 amino acids. The record is from RefSeq and is a predicted model, not a curated record.
AUGUAUUUCGGUGCGAUAUGGACACAAAUCUUCCCGCCUCGCAACGGCGCGCCACUCACGGAACGUAACCUGCCCAGUCAGGCGGGCAGAGUGUUCAUUGUGACAGGUCGCUCAUCCGGCCUAGGCUAUGAACUCUCGCGCAUUUUCUACGGGUUAGGCGGCAAAGUAUACAUCCUGACUCGUUCAAAGGGUCGCGCCGAAGAAGCCAUGGCCAAGAUAAGAGCACACAACUCUAACACCGAAUACUCGACUGGAAGUCUGAUGUUCCUGCAUCUGGAUUUGUUGGAUUUUUCCACGGUCAAGGCAGCUGCUCAGCAGUUCUUGGAACUAUAA